Molecule: messenger RNA, 5436 nt
Organism: Malaya genurostris
Lineage: Eukaryota; Metazoa; Arthropoda; Insecta; Diptera; Culicidae
Gene: Atet
Product: ATP-binding cassette subfamily G member 4
Exons: 8
Coding region: 1370-3988 (872 amino acids)
Cellular component (GO): plasma membrane
Molecular function (GO): ATP binding; ATP hydrolysis activity; ABC-type transporter activity
Source: RefSeq, a predicted model, not a curated record
CCGUCAGUGCGUCAACCAGUCUGAGAGUUGUUGGCACCACAAGAGGACCGAAAAAUAUCGUACUGCCUACCGAGCGGACUAGUUUGUGUGUGCAGGCAGCUGUCAAAAAAAUAUAUUUCUCAUCAAGAAAAGUUUGUAUCGGUUGUGUUUUCGUUUGACAGUUGCGAAAUUUUUCCUGCUGAAAACAAAUUCACGGUAUUUCGGAUCCAAUGAGCCGAAUGUUUAGCAACCGAAGAAAUUUCUAAGAAAGCACUCACCAUUUUGUCCCAGCAGUGAUGACCUUUGCGGACCACCUUCCAUCAUCGUCGGUUCGGUUUCGGUGGGCUACUUCGACCGCAUAAUCGCGUGGAAAAGUUUGGAAGCUGCCGAAUAAAAAUCGCUUUCAAGGUGAAAUUGCGAUGUGUUUGGGAAACAUACUAAGGUGCGUUGUGUUAUAAAAAUAGAAAACUCUCAUUCCAAACGUAAACAGUUUUUGGUUCGAUCUCAAACCAGAUGCGAUAUCAGGGCAAAUUAACGAUCUGAUAAAAAAAAAAGAGGCUGCAUGUGAAAACAUUCCGGUCGCAAUCGCGGAUGGUGCAGGUGGGCACCGUCGGGCAAUCAAUCCUACAUGCGAAGGUGCGGAGAAAAAUGAAAUCCUCAUCGAAAUCGAUCCUGGCUGUGUACCUCCACUAGCAAGUACGCCGGAUUAUGAGAGUCCAGAGAAAAGUCGAAGGGUGGAAAAUUGCUUCCCCCCGUAUAGUGCCGCGUUUCGGUUCGGUGCAAAAGUGGCAGAGCUAAAAAGAGAAAGAGAGUGAAUAAGAGUGAAAAUUUUGACGUAAGAGUGUUUGAAAGGACGACGUUCGCGAAAACCAAAAAAAAAAAAUAAAUAAAUAGGAAACCGACUAAAUUGCGCUCUCCUUGUUCGACCGAAAGAAGGGAGCGGAUACAACUGGGCCGAUGCCACACUAGCUGGAGAGAAAGUUACUGUUCUGUCGUAUCCUGAUACCGCUGACACAAAGCACUGAUAACGAAGUGCGAGUGCACGCGACCUCAAGGCAGCAUUUGUUGGCGUAGACGUAGGCGACACAGGAAAAUUAAUUGUUUUCAAACUGCGAGAACAUAGUCGUGAUCCCAUCAAAGAAACAUAGAUAAAAACACGCUUGGCUUCAUCACAUUAAAAACAUCAAAAUUGGAUCGCAAGUUUUGUACUCCGAUAAAACAAUGUGGUGAACGGGCAAAAACUAGGCCACAGCUGGUCUAUAGAGAAAACAUCCAGCACAUUCGUAUCGAAUCGUAGUAUCCAACAAACCUCUAGUAGAAGCAGCAGUAGAACCACCACCACCACCACCACCACCACAACCUCAAACACUAGGGGAAGCUAGGGAAACUGAUGAGCGACAAGGUCAUCAUCAUCAGGGACACGUCAGCCAUGCCGACGACCGUGGGUUCGGUCGCAUCUGGAGCAGUUUCCGCUAGCCAUCACGAGCUAACCGAAGUGUCCGUGGUGGACAUUAACGCCUCCCUGGCCGCAUCUGCGCCACUUCUGCCGACAUCGAUUAGCGGUUCGACAGGCGGCCCCGUAUCUGUGCAACCGGCGGCGGCGGCGACGGCUAUUCUUACCGGCGGUGGAACUGCCGGCCUCGGUAAUCUAUUCAAUAUGGCCAACAGUGGCGAAAUGACGGCCGUGGCGUACAACUCGUACACUCAGAACGUGCGCUGCAAAUCUCCCCCUACUCUGGUCGACAAUCUCAAGAACGGGACGAUCGGAAACUCUCAAGGAGCUCUCUGCAAUGGAUCCAUCAUGACAAACGGUCAAACCAAGGAAUCAAACCUGACUCACGGGCUAGUGAGAAAGGUUCUAAACAGCAGUGAAAAUGGCCAGAAAAAAGGCAUGGUGUCACUCACACAUCUACCAAAGAGACCUCCGAUCGAUAUCGCGUUCAACGAGCUGGCCUAUUCGGUAUCGGAGGGCACCAAGCGCAGCUACAAGACAAUACUCAAGGGCAUCGAUGGGAAGUUUCGCUCCGGCGAGCUAACCGCCAUCAUGGGACCGUCCGGGGCCGGCAAAAGUACACUCAUGAACAUUCUCGCCGGAUACAAAACAUCCCACCUGAUUGGUUCGGUGCUAAUCAACGGCAAGGCACGGAACCUGCGCAAAUUUCGCAAACUGUCCUGCUACAUCAUGCAGGAUGAUCGGUUAUUGCCGUACCUGACGGUACGGGAAGCGAUGAUGGUAUCCGCCAACCUGAAACUCGGCAAGGACAUUUCGGACGAUCUGAAACGGGAAAUCGUCGAGGAAAUCAUCGACACGCUGGGAUUGCUGGAGGCGGCCAACACCCUGGCGCUGAAUCUUUCCGGUGGUCAGCGCAAGCGGCUAUCGAUCGCCUUAGAACUCGUGAACAACCCACCGGUCAUGUUUUUCGACGAACCAACCAGCGGCCUGGACAGUGCGACCUGUUCGCAGUUGAUCUAUCUGCUGAAAUCGUUGGCUCGCGGCGGUCGGACCAUCGUCUGUACCAUCCACCAACCGUCGGCGAGGAUAUUCGAAAUGUUUGACAACUUGUAUGUGCUGGCGGAAGGCCAAUGCAUCUACCAGGGGCUCGUGAAUGGACUGGUUCCGUUUCUGGCCUCUCUGGGACUGGAAUGUCCCAGCUAUCACAACCCGGCAAAUUAUGUGAUGGAAGUUGCCUGCGGUGAACACGGCGACUGGAAUAGUAAACUAGUGACGGCCGUUAACAAUGGCAAAUGUAACAACUACAACCAACCAGUACUAGCUCAAGCCAAACCCCAGAAAAACCUAGCGUUAGGGACCGUUAGUGAUCAGGGAGCGGAGAAAAUUGUCACUGUUUCAUCGUUGGCGGCUAGCAAAGACGAUGAUCUGGCGAAACCGUUGGCGGUGGAGUUUACCGCGAUCAAUAUGCCGCCUACAGAACCCCAGCUAAACAAUGACAGUAAAUUCGUAGCCCCCCUAGUAAAUACUAGCACUAGCAGUAGUAGUAAUAGUAAGCCAUUGAAUGAACCCGCCAAUGCAACCGCCGUGACCAGCACCGGUACAGUCAGUAGCGGCGGAGAAGCGGCGUCGACUUCGCUGAAACCCACCUGUACAACGUCGCUGUUGGAUUCAACCGAAAGCGUUAGUAUUACCGUACCGAAGAAGUUAACCGGUUUUCCGACGUCCGGCUGGAUGCAGUUCUGGAUACUGCUCAAGCGCACCUUUAUCACGAUUAUGCGCGAUCAGACCCUCACGCAGAUGAGACUGCUGUCACACGUGAUCGUGGGUGCCAUCAUCGGGAUGAUCUACUACGACAUCGGGAACGAGGCAUCGAAGAUUAUGAGCAACGCGGGCUGUUUGUUCUUUACCACCAUGUUCACGAUGUUCACGGCCAUGAUGCCAACGAUUCUCACCUUUCCUACCGAAAUGGCCGUCUUCGUGAGGGAACAUCUCAACUAUUGGUACUCACUAAAGGCAUUCUAUUUCGCGAAAACCGUGGCCGAUCUGCCCUUUCAAGUCGUGUUCACCAGUGUGUACGUAAUCGUGGUGUACUACCUGACGUCUCAACCGAUGGAACCGAAGCGGGUCGGCAUGUUCGUACUGAUUUGCAUCCUAACAUCGCUGGUAGCGCAAAGCCUUGGGUUGCUGAUCGGCGCCGGAAUGAGCGUAGAAACUGGGGUUUUCCUCGGUCCCGUGUCCACCAUCCCCAUCAUCCUGUUCUCCGGAUUCUUCGUCAACUUCGACGUCAUUCCCAGCUACCUGCAAUGGUUGACGUACGUCAGUUACGUGCGGUACGGUUUCGAAGGGGCGAUGGUCACCGUGUACGGUCUGAAACGGGAAAAGCUGGACUGCAACGAGAUCUACUGUCACUAUCGCAAUCCGGAAAAGUUCCUGGAGGAGAUGUCGAUGGAUAAAGCCGAGUACUGGAUCGAUGCCACUGCGUUGUUUGGGUUCUUCAUCGGGCUACGGAUCGUGGCCUACUUCGUGCUGCGGUGGAAACUUCAUUCUAUCCGUUAGGUUAGUUCUGACAGAAGCAUCUAGCGCGAUGAGUAUUCGGCGGCGGUCAUAGUCCUAUUCAACGCCCGAAUGUAGCUUAUAUACAGCCCGAAAUCCAUCACUCAUUACUCCACUUUUAAGCAAAGUUUACAACGUAGAUAGGUUGUUAAGUAGAAAUGAUCAUUUUUCAGUCCGAACAUUUUUAUAUACACAAAGUAAUAAUAUUUAAAGUAACAGAACAACAAACGUAACAAAUGUCGACCGAAUUUUUGAGGAAGAACCAACGUCCAAUUUUUCGUUGAUUUAGUGUAUGCCGGUAAUCUGCGUCCAGGCGUGUUUAGAAUACGCAACGCCACCCAACAUUUUUCCACCAGCAAGAGAACCAACUGGAAAAGGAAUCAUUUCUACUACAACCGCAAACCGGAAACACGAUAGCGUAAUUGUGAGCAAGCAUAAAUCAAUUCACACCCACAUAUACCCACUUGAGAACAACUCACUUAGCGAAAACAAUAAUCAUUCUUAUAACAGGCUUUAGGAAAUAGAAGGAAAAAAAAACAAACAGAAUCCCAGCUGAUAUACUAGUAUGUAAUGUAUGUAAUGCUACCCUCGAACGGAAGGCGAAAGAAAAAAAAAACAAAGAACAUCAACAACAAAAAAAACGCAAAACUUUAAAAUCAAAAAGUAAAUAUCAUUUUUCGCUGUCGGUGCAUUUCGAACUUUUCGAAAGUAAAAAAUUUGGUGUAUAAUCCACGAUUGCACCAGCUUAAUGCAGAUACCAGAAACAAACAAAAAACAUAACCGAAAACAGAUAAAAAAAAAAAUCUUGAGCCAAGUCGGUUGUUGGAUGCAGCAGCGCAGACGAAACGAUAAAUUGAAAUAUUUGUGUGAUAGAUGGUUCAAUUAAAUUGCGACCGUUAAGUUAUUUUCUAAGUACCAAAUUGUAUCAGUAUAUAUCGGUCUAAAGUUUAAGCGAUUGCCGACAUAUUUGACGCAAAGGAAUCUACAUUAUAUUUUUUGAAAAAACUGGAAAAUGCUUAUUUAUAGGAUUACUCACUCACCUGUGAAACCGGGAACUGUUUUGUUCCCGCCGGUUUGGUUUAUUUAAUCAUCUUCAGAAGUGCAUUGAGUAUGUAUUUAUUCAGGAAGAAGAGAAAAAAAACCCUGACCCACGCUUGUUUGAAUAACCUUCAAACUGUACAGGGAAAGGGGGAAGAAAACGGUUACUGCGAAACAAUUCAGCCACUAAUUAUUUACAGUGCUCCAUAUGCUCGAAUGGCAGGAAAACCGAUCGAAUUAGGAUUUGUGUGCUCUGCCAAAGCAGAGUUCGUUUCGUAAGGAUAACAAAGGGUAUGCUCUGUCGCACCGUUGAGGAAACUGGAUAGAUAAGAUUUUUGGUAAUUUUUAGCUGCGAAUUAGUGUGAUACGAAACUUGAUUUCAUCAAUUUUUAAUAAUAAUAUAACAAACGAGA